Coffea arabica (coffee) is the source of this 726-nucleotide messenger RNA. RefSeq lists its product as uncharacterized. Lineage: Eukaryota; Viridiplantae; Streptophyta; Magnoliopsida; Gentianales; Rubiaceae. Gene Ontology annotation, molecular function: calcium ion binding. The record is from RefSeq and is a predicted model, not a curated record.
UGGACUCAUCAUCAGUCAUCGGAGGCUUCCGAUGGAAAACACGGCGGUGCUAAGAGAGUGGUACGACCGAGUUGAUUCCGACAAAACCGGCGGCAUCACUGCAACACAGCUCCAGACCGCAUUUGGUAUUGGUAACCUACAAUUUCCUCUCUCUGUUGUCCAACAGAUGAUCAGGAUGUACGAUUUUGACAGAAAUGGAACUAUGAGUUUCCCAGAAUUUGUUGAACUCAACAAGUUUCUUUUGAAGGUUCAACAAGCCUUUGCAGACUUGGAGAGGGGUCGUGGAUAUCUUGUUCCAGACGAUGUCUACAAGGGGUUGGUGAAGAUUGGAAUCUCACUUGACUCUCCUGCAUUCUACACUGUCUGCGAGAGUUUUGAUCAGAAGAGGAGUGGAAGAUUCAGACUGGAUGGCUUCAUAUCACUCUGUAUAUUUGUACAGUCUGCGCGGAACCUGUUUAGUUCAUUUGAUACAAGUAAUCAAGGAAGAGUGACUCUUGAUUUAAAUCAGUUUAUUUACUGCACUGCAAAUUGCAGAAUAUGAUAAGCGCGGACAUUUAAGCAUGAGCGAUCAUUAGUCGCAAAGGGUAAAAGCAGGCGAGCAUUUUGAUUUAGCAGUGCAAGGGGAUUCCUGUUUGCUUCUGCAUUAUUCUCUUUCAAAACUUCCGUUCUCCCAUAAUUGCGAGUCUUUAUUUCAUUGAUCUUUGGAGAGUCUUAUUAGAUCAAAGA